Molecule: messenger RNA, 972 nt
Organism: Moesziomyces aphidis
Lineage: Eukaryota; Fungi; Basidiomycota; Ustilaginomycetes; Ustilaginales; Ustilaginaceae
Source: the annotation of a GenBank genome assembly
AUGGUCAAGCCGUCAUCGUUCUCGCCCUCGGCGCUAGAGCUGACAGACAAGGGGGAGGGCACGAGCAAGGCAUCUUCUCCAACCAAGCGAACGGUGCAAAGCACGCUGUUCAACGUCAAGUUUGGAGCGCAUCGCACCCGGUUGCCGCCCGUCAAGGCGGAAGCAAGUCCGACAAAACGUACACGGUCGCAGUACAGCUUAAAGGAAGACGAAGCGAAGGAUGAGACCGAGGAGCAAAGUAAACGAUCAAAGCCUGCUUCGUCUGCAGCACUCACGACAUCAUCAGCAACGCCCAAGUACCACCAUCGCGGACCGUUCCACCAGGUCACGAGGCCCGAAUUCUGCUCCGCGUAUCAGGUGGAUGGUCUUCCCGACGCCGAGAUCUAUUAUAAGCCCGACUUUAUCUCCGCGCAUCUGGCGGAAGAAUGGCGGGCCGAGCUCGACCGAUUGUCAGAAUGGUACAGGCCGAAACUCAAAGUGUACGGCCGCGAGAUUACGCAGAGCCGCGACAUUGCGGCGUAUUCGACAGCACCCGGUCUGCACCUCAAAUACAGCGGACAUCCAGUUGAGCUUCAUGCUCCGUUUCCACCGCUGCUCAACCACAUCGCCUCGCUCAUCUCGUCCGACGACUGUCUCGGCUCCGAGGUGCGCUUCAACCACUGCAUGCUCAACCGGUACGAAGACGGCAGCAUCUACAUUGGCAGACACUCGGACAACAUCGAGAACAAGGUCAUCGUCACUGUUUCCCUCGGCGCCGAUAGGAGCUGGAUCAUGGAACGAAAGCAGCCUCGGAAGGGUUCAUCUCAACCGUCAAGCGAGAAGGUGAAGAAACGAUGGAUGCUUGCCGGUGGCAGCCUGCUCGUUAUGCAGGGCCAAACGCAAAAGUUCUACACCCAUGAAAUCCCCAAGGAGCUCAAGAUCAAGACACCAAGGAUUAGCAUCACUUUCCGUCAGCUCGUUUACGACCAGUGA